Messenger RNA from Panicum hallii, 1260 nucleotides. RefSeq names its product NAC domain-containing protein 7-like. Gene Ontology annotation, molecular function: DNA binding. Lineage: Eukaryota; Viridiplantae; Streptophyta; Magnoliopsida; Poales; Poaceae. The transcript is spliced from 3 exons. Gene Ontology annotation, biological process: regulation of DNA-templated transcription. The record is from RefSeq and is a predicted model, not a curated record. The coding region runs from base 27 to 1103 and encodes 358 amino acids.
UGAAACCUUGUACUGAAUCUUUUGUUAUGCAGCCCCCGUGCAGUCGUUACUGGGAUCAGCGGAAUAGGAUGGACACUUUCUCCCAUGUGCCCCCUGGAUUCCGUUUCCACCCCACCGACGAGGAACUCGUCGACUACUACCUGAGGAAGAAGGUGGCGUCGAACAAGAUCGACCUCGACGUCAUAAAAGACGUCGAUCUGUACAAAAUUGAGCCUUGGGAUCUCCAAGAGAAGUGCAAGAUCGGAAUGGAGGAGCAGAACGAGUGGUACUUCUUCAGCCACAAGGACAAGAAGUACCCGACCGGCACCCGCACCAACCGGGCGACCACCGCCGGCUUCUGGAAGGCCACGGGGCGGGACAAGCCCAUCUACACCAAGAACUGCCUCGUCGGGAUGAGGAAGACGCUCGUCUUCUACCGCGGCCGCGCGCCCAACGGCCAGAAGUCCGACUGGAUCAUGCACGAGUACCGCCUCGAGACCACCGAGAACGGGACCACCCCUGAGGAAGGAUGGGUGGUCUGCCGGGUGUUCAAGAAGCGCGUGGCGACCGUGCGGAGGAUGGCCGACGGGGCGCCGUGCUGGUUCGAUGACCACGUCGCCGGCUUCAUGCCGAACCUCGGCUCGUCGCCGAGGCAGCUGAUGAUGCACCACCACCCUCCGAGCGCAUCAGCGGCGGCGGGGUACGGCGGCCAGCAGCUCUACCACCACUGCAAGCCGGAGCUGGAGUACCAUCACCUCCUGCCCAGCCAGGAGGCGGCCUUCCUGCAGCAGCUUCCUCAGCUGGAGAGCCCCAAGCCUCCCGCCUACAUUGCCCAAGGGAGCUGCAGCCUCCAGUCCGACGAGCCUUCCAGGUACACCGCGCAGCAACCGGCGAUGGACCCUGCCUACAUGGCCGCCGGCGACGACUCGGUCACCGAUUGGAGGGUGCUCGACAAGUUCUUCGCUUCUCAGCUGUUCAGCCACGGUGACGGCACCCCGAAAGAGGCCGGUUACUCCAACCCGGCGCAGGUGUUUCAGGCUGAGAACAAGCAGCCAGAAGAGGCACUGGCGGACUACGCCUCCACGUCUGGCAAUGGCGGCGGCGAGGCUGACCUGUGGAAAUAGCUGCUGAAGAACGUACACGAAUCCAUUGGAUGCCGUAUACAAUUCAUAUAUACCUCCCAAAUCUGAUUUAUAGUGUACAAAUAUAUAUAGCAGGCAAUACAUUUCGUGGCAAAUGAAGAUAUACAUAUGCAUAAUAAACAAGUAACCAAAGUGGUUA